AGCAUGGGACGGGCUGAGGGUGCUUCAGAGCCUGGGGACCCUGACAGCAGUGAGCCUGGAGCCAUCAGCCUGCGCCCUGUGGAGUCCAUCAGCGAUCUGCACUGGGCCUCGGGCGGGCAGAAGGGCACUGAGGGCAAUGGCCCGGCUCCCCCCAGCAGCCUGCACUGGCCCCCGCCUCGCCCCACACCCCCUGGCUCCCCACCGCUGCUGCCCACUCUGCGCCCUGUGCCCAGUGCUAGCCUCUGCCCUGGCCACCCCUUGCUCCUGGCCCUGCUGGGGCUCCUGGCCCUGGUGAGCCUGGUCCUGGCCACACUGGCUGUAUACCUGAGUGUCCUGCAGAGCCAGUCGGUGCGGGCACUGGCCCAAUGGCUGGAGACCCAAGAGGAUGCUGUGCACCAGCUCCAGGCAGCCAAUGGGCAACUCUGGGCUCACCUCAACACCAGUGCCGAGCAUGGCGGGCACCGCUGACCUGCUCCUGGCCCCACCACAGGCACUGGGUCACCAUGGAAAGGGGUACUGAAGGGCGGGAGGGGGAAGUGGGCAGCAGUACCAGCCCCACACCCCAUUCAGGCCUGGCAGCAUCUCCUCAAGUGGUGCAGAGUAGUAGCAGAGGCAAUUCUGGCCCCUAUCCUAGGCUGUGAGAGAAAGGGACAUGGCUGCAAGGACUGGCACCCAGGCAGUGACAGCCCUUACUCCUAACAAGAAGGCAGAAGGCACUCUCCAAUUCGCCUUUUAAUUAGCUCCUGUAAUCAAAGUCUUAGAAAAUCACCACCACAAAUACAUUCCUGGGGCAAAAGGCACUUCCAGAUGGCACAGCCCCAUGCUCACACGGGCAGCAGCCCCUGAGGCUGCACAGGCACCACUAGGACUUGCCCACUGUGCCAUGCACCCGUAAUUUAUUUCCCAUAAGAGAACCAUUUCAUAUAAAGCACUUGGCUGGAAAAGGGCUCAGAGCGGGCAGCUGGCAGGGCUGGGCAGAGCCUGGUGUCCCACACUGCUCUGCCACCACCCCUGGAUGCCAGGCGGGCUGUGGAGGCAGAGGCUGUGCUCAGCAUGGCAGUGGGGAACACUCAGGCCACCAGCACAGGCACUGUGCUGCCAGCUGCCCUGCAUGGCUCUGCCCUCCCACCCAGCGUCCUUCAAGCUGUGCCAGGCAUCCAUGAGACUGGGGAGG
This is a messenger RNA of Pezoporus occidentalis (night parrot), 1174 nucleotides long. RefSeq names its product leucine rich single-pass membrane protein 2 (gene LSMEM2). Lineage: Eukaryota; Metazoa; Chordata; Aves; Psittaciformes; Psittacidae. The record is from RefSeq and is a predicted model, not a curated record. Bases 4 to 468 code for a protein of 154 amino acids. The transcript is spliced from 3 exons.